GGAUAUUUUGGAUGUGUAUACAAGGCAACAUAUCUCAACCCAGAGAGUGAUGCUGGUACUACCAGGAAGGACGUAGCUGUAAAAACCCUCAGAAAGAGGUUACCGGAUGAAAGAGAGUUGAACGUCUUUUUGGAAGAAGCUUUGAUAAUGAAGGAUUUCUCUCAUGAAAAUGUGUUAAAAUUAGUUGGUAUCUGCCUGGAAGAAGAUUCAUUACCUUUGGUUAUUUUACCAUUUAUGAAGAAUGGAGAUCUACUCACGUACAUCAGAAAUCCCCUAAACACUCCAACUAUAAAAGAUUUGGUAUUAUUUGCUGUUGAUAUCGCCAAGGGUAUGGAAUAUUUGACACGACUCAAAUUUGUUCAUCGAGAUUUAGCUGCUAGAAACUGUAUGCUAGAUGCAUAUCUACAUGUGAAAGUUGCUGAUUUCGGAUUAACAAGAGAUGUGUAUGUUCAACAGUAUUAUAGCUGUAAAGAUGAUAAGGCUAGAUUGCCAGUUAAAUGGAUGGCACUAGAGAGUAUACAGAGUGGAAAUUUUACAUCUAUGUCAGAUGUGUGGUCAUACGGUGUUUUGUUAUGGGAGUUAAUGACAAGGGGGGUUAACCCAUAUCCAGAUGUUGAUGCCUGGGAUAUACAGAGAUACCUUAUGUCUGGCAGACGACUUCCUCGGCCAGAAUAUUGUCCAGAAGAAUUCUACGUUAUAAUGGAAAGAUGUUGGAAGACGUUACCUGUUUGCAGGCCAAGUUUUCAAGAUUUAGUCAUUGGUAUACCAGAAAUGUUAACAGAACUUGAACAGAGGGAAGAAAGCUUCAAAUUGACAUAUGUUAAUCUUCAAGAUAAUCCUACUUUUCAUUAUAGAGACGAAGAAAAAUGGCAGACAUAG
Lottia gigantea (owl limpet) is the source of this 879-nucleotide messenger RNA. RefSeq lists its product as hypothetical. Gene Ontology annotation, biological process: positive regulation of kinase activity; multicellular organism development; cell surface receptor protein tyrosine kinase signaling pathway. Gene Ontology annotation, molecular function: ATP binding; transmembrane receptor protein tyrosine kinase activity. Gene Ontology annotation, cellular component: signaling receptor complex. The record is from RefSeq and is a predicted model, not a curated record. The annotation marks the transcript as partial. Lineage: Eukaryota; Metazoa; Mollusca; Gastropoda; Lottiidae. The transcript has 6 exons.